UAUUUUUAUUGUUAGUUUUUUAAAAUUAUUUUUAGUUAGUAUUUUGAAUAUCACACUGUUGAUAGACUGAUAGACAGGGAGCGCACGCCCUCUAUCGUUCACUAGGGUUAAGUGCACCCACCGAGGGGAGUGUGGUGUCAGUGCAGCCGGGAUCUUCUCAGUGACAGGUGAACGGAGAUGUUGGUUCAGUUGAGGCCAGAGAACAUGGGCUGCUGCUUCAGUAAGGAGGUGAACCCUGGAGCUCAGGGAGAGAGGAGCAGUUUACUGACACCCACCGUCCAGGAGGGGAGCACCGAGGUGACGGAGCAGAUCAGGCAGCGUGUAGCUGCUGUAGCACAGCAUGUGUUCUUAGAGGAGGAAGAGACACGUGUGAAAGGCCAGAACCCAGAACUGUGUGUUGAGAAAACCAGGGGAACAGUGGAGGAGGAGGAGGAGGAGGUGAAGCAGGCUAUUAUUAUCACAACUGCCACAAAAACACACACAAACACAGACGGAGGAGAGUGUGGUCAGCACGCUGCCGUGGCCGGCGUGUGUGAACCGGCUCCGUACAUGGAGGUGCUCACCCACAAACCAGCCACGCUCAGAGUCCUGGAGAAGGCCAGCUCCUCCUGUGUGGGUCAGGAGCAGCACAGAGCAGACAGGUGCUCCUCAGCUGCCCUAGAUGACCCCCUGCCAUCACCUUUGACCCUUCAGGCUCAGCACGAAGAGGAGACCGACGGGGAAGAGGGCGCCGUCUCGAAGCUGUGUCAAGGGUUUGAAACCAGGACCCGCAGCUUCUACAGCAUAUGUUCCAUUGACAGCACUGACCUUGAACACGAGCUGGAUCUGAACCACUCCCCCACCGCUCCGCCCAGCGCAGCACACUCUCAGGUUCCAGACCGGUCCGAUCCAGAGUCGUCUGCAGACCGCACGUGUGGUGCUGUGUCUACAACAACCAGCUGGUCACAUGAUGACGAAGCUGCUCUGACACAGGGGCACGCUGCAGAUCUGUCUUCCACAGUGGACGAGGACGUUUCAUCUGAGUCUCCACACACGUCUGAACCUCUGGUUCCUUCUUCUCCACACACCUUCCUGGCAGCCCCAGAGGCUUCACCUACAUCUUCACCUGUGGAGGUGGAGCAUGAACGUGCGGAGGUGGUGGAUACAGAGGAAUCAGACCUCCUUACAGCCUUCACUGCUCAGGAUGAUCUCCUCCAGCUUCCUCCUGCUGAGGGCCACCCGCCGUGGCUGACUUCCUCUUCAUCCUUGGUUUCUUGCUCCGACAGUUCUCACAAUGUAACUUCCUGUGUUUGUCCUGAUGAGGUCACUGCUGAUCUACAUCAGGUUCCCAGUGAAAGAGGAGAUCACUGGAAUGAACUGCAGCUACAACGAGCAGGUGAGAUGAUGACAGCUGGACCACACGAUGGUGUCCCUGUAGAAGAGGGAACAGAAGGACCAGAAGAACACGCCAAGGUUCUCAACGGUCCUGCUGACAGAACCAGUGACUGUGGUAGAACUUUUGUUUGUCUUCAUGAAGAAAAGUGUGAAACAAAUCCAGGUCUGAUUCUCCAGGAUGUUGUUGUCCUUCAGCCCUCUGCCGUCACGUCACCGUCUCCUUCUGAAGAAGGUGAGCAGAGAGGUUCCAGCCAAGUCCUGGUCAGUCUCCUGAGGGAUGAGUCCUCUGAGUGUUCCUCAUGGAGCUCUGACGGCGCUCGGACUUUGGAAACCUCCACCUGUGUUUGCUCUGAUGGUUCAAACCCUAAAAACCAAGCUGAGCUGCAGCCAAUCCCUGAGAGAGGUGGAGAUUUAAGGGGAGGAGCUAACCCAGAGGAUUCAGACGGAACCAGGACGUCACAGGAGGAGACGGCUGCAGAAACACCACAUGAUGUCCAGGACGUCUCUGACUCUGCAUCUGCAGACACCAGCUGUGAUAGAACUCUGGGUCUGGAUCGUGAUGAAGAAGUCCCUGUGGUCACAGCAGUGGACCCUGGUCAGCUGGACGUCCAUGCCUCCACUCCUUCUUAUGAGAUUCACUGUCAAAGCGGUGAAGAAACGGAGAAGGAGGGGGGGAUCAGGGAGAUGGUGACGGAGCUGUUGGACGAAGACGCCCACUCUCUGGAGGUCUGUCGCCUCAACCCUGGGACCUGGAUCAAGCUGGACCUGGAGCACACCUGGGAGGCUUGGGCUCAGGGAGCGACUGAGGUGGAGAAGGACGGAGAGGUGGAGCAGAUCCCUGCCUCGGUGUCGGAGCUGCAGCCGUCCAUGGCUCUGCUCGGAGCGUUUCCUUACAGCACGGUGACGCCCAAGGGUUCGCGGGUGUGGGAGUGGCACACCGAGUGUCCUCAGGGCGUGGGUGGACUUAGACCUCAGACAGAGAAACAUCCAGCUCUGAGUCUGAACCCCGAGGCUCAGGUCUGGUCUAGUCCGGUUCCUCGUCUGAACAUCUACGCUCCACCUCAGACUCAGUGGCUGCAGCUCCAGGAUGAGAUGACCACUCAGGAAGGGUUCCUGUCAGAGCUGCAGCUGCAGGAAAUGGGUCUGACUGAGGCUGGAGCUGAUCCUGGCUCUACGGACCGUCAAAGACCGUCUUCUGAGGAGGCGCCGGUGGUGAACGGAGAGUCCAGUCCACCCGUGACAGAUGAGGUCAGAGAAGAGCUGAGGAAUGUUCUGGAAUCCUGCCUGAACAGUGAGCAGCUGAGCAGAGACCUGUACCUCAAGUCUCAGAUGGACGGGGACCAGUAUGUUCCUAUUUCAACCAUCGCCAGUCUGGACAAGGUCAAAGACCUGUGCACAGACGUGGACGUCCUCUGUGACGUCCUCAAAUUGCUGCCUCUGGUCCACGUGGCUCCAUGUGGACAGAAGGUUCGACCCAUACAGGGACGCUGUGUCCUUAUCCUUCGUGAGGUCCCCGACACCACACCUCCUGAGGAGGUGGCGUCACUCUUCAGAGGUGAAAAUCUGCCAAAGUUCCUGAGCUGUGAGUUUGUAAAUAACGACAACUGGUUUGUGACCUUCAGCUGUGAAGACGAUGCUCUGCAGGUCUUCAGGUACCUCAGGGAGGAGGUCCGAGUGUUUCAGGGACAGCCUCUGAAGGUCAGGAUCAAGGCCAGACCCAUGAUGGUUCCCACCUACGUCCCACAGCUGGAGCAGCACAGCAACGGUCACAGCUACAGCAUGUUCUACCCCUACACCGCCCACACCACACCACCACAGGGCUGCACCUUCAGUGGAGAGGACUGGUCUUCAGUGUCCACGCCGUACCACGGAGCAGCAGACUCUCCACUGGGGGGAGUGAUGUCUGGACGUGAAGGUCCGGGCCACGGUCUUUGGAGCCAGCACCGGCCCAGAAGAGGCUCCAGGUCGUCCAGCAGCACAGACCGACGAAAGCUCACGCCGAACAGAUGUCCCGCUUGGUCAGAGCUGCAUGAGCUGGAGCCAUCCUGGACCCCCGUGAGACGGGGACAGUCAGUCGGUACCAGUCAGAGCAGAGGAGGGAGGGCGGAGUCAAGGAGAGGAAACACUCCGAGGAGGAGGAACAACCACAGGCUGAGAGGGAAAACUGAAGAAGACGUUCAUGUGAGUGGACAUCAGCCGUCUCCUCCUCUUCCUCCUGAGCUCGGACUGACAAGUUUCCCUCCUCUUCCUUCAUCAAAUGGAUUCACAGCUAAGAUCAACAACAAGGGUCCAGCAGCUUCACCUCCGUCAGAGUCGGACUCACAGCUGGAUGUGACACAGUCUACAGGAAACAGCAGUGAAGUCCAAGCUGUUCCACUGACACAGACACCAAACCUGGAGGUCAAAAAGCUGAGCUACGCCCAGAUCUGCCAGAAGACGUCUUCAUGUUCUUCACCGGUGGAGUCAGGGUCGUCUGCUGAUCGUGCCCCCCCCGCAGGUGAUGUCAUCAUGACCACCUGAGUACGCCACGGACCAGACCAGAUU
Cynoglossus semilaevis (tongue sole) is the source of this 3918-nucleotide messenger RNA. RefSeq lists its product as uncharacterized. Gene Ontology annotation, molecular function: mRNA 3'-UTR binding. Gene Ontology annotation, cellular component: cytoplasmic stress granule; cytosol. Gene Ontology annotation, biological process: positive regulation of translation. NCBI's taxonomy places the organism in Eukaryota, Metazoa, Chordata, Actinopteri, Pleuronectiformes, Cynoglossidae. The transcript has 15 exons. Bases 178 to 3894 code for a protein of 1238 amino acids. The record is from RefSeq and is a predicted model, not a curated record.